Messenger RNA from Anopheles nili, 1535 nucleotides. It is a transcript of the gene alpha-PheRS, whose product is annotated as phenylalanine--tRNA ligase alpha subunit. The transcript is spliced from 2 exons. Gene Ontology annotation, cellular component: cytoplasm; cytosol; phenylalanine-tRNA ligase complex. NCBI's taxonomy places the organism in Eukaryota, Metazoa, Arthropoda, Insecta, Diptera, Culicidae. The record is from RefSeq and is a predicted model, not a curated record. Gene Ontology annotation, biological process: phenylalanyl-tRNA aminoacylation. The coding region runs from base 1 to 1491 and encodes 496 amino acids. Gene Ontology annotation, molecular function: phenylalanine-tRNA ligase activity; ATP binding; tRNA binding.
AUGCAGGAUAUUGCGGAACGCAUUUUAAAACACAUCGAAGAACAUGGUGAAGUGGAUACUCUAGAUCUUGCUGCAGUGUUCGAUGAAGAUCAUCAGAAAGUGAUUGGGGGGGUCAAGAGUAUUGAGGCCACUGGUGAGCUUAUUCGAUGCGUUCCGAGCACGCGUAAAUCCUGGAAGCUUACCGCUGAGGGACGGGACUUUUUGGAGCAUGGCAGUCACGAAGCGAACAUAUUUCAAUCGGUGCCUAAGGAUGGCAUUGCACAAGCCGAGCUAAUGAAGUGUGGGGGUAAGAACCCAAAAGCCGGCUUUAGCAAAGCCAUGUCGAAUGGCUGGAUAUAUAUCGAUAAAUCCGCUGGUACUCCGCUAGUUCGACGCAAAGUGGACACAAUCAGUGAUGAUGUGUUAGCGCAUGUAAAAGCCAUUGCGGAUGGUAAAGAAUCGGCUGUUGCUGACGCGAUGAAAAAUGAGUACAAAAAACGGAAAAUUCUCGAAGAAUGUGUCACUAAGAGUUUCGUUCUCUCAAAAGGACCAGAUUUUGCCACUACUUUGAAAAAAUUGGAAACCGAUCUGACGGUGGAGAUGUUGGCCAUUGGGCUGUGGAAGGAUUUGAAAUUUAAGGCAUAUAACUUCGAUGCACUCGGUGCACCCCCUGGUCGAGGCCAGCUGCAUCCGUUGAUGAAGGUUCGCUCUGAAUUUCGCCAAAUUUUCCUCGAGAUGGGAUUUUCGGAAAUGCCGACGAACAAUUUCGUAGAAUCAAGCUUCUGGAACUUUGACGCAUUAUACGUUCCACAGCAACACCCGGCGCGUGAUCAACAGGAUACAUUUUUUGUUUCGCAUCCCCAAGUAAGCGAUAAGUUUCCCAUAAGCCUGUUAAAUGAUGUUAAAGCAUCACAUGAAGCUGGGGUCGACGGUUCGAUUGGUUACCGUUACAAUUGGAGGCUGGAUGAAUGUCGAAAAAACGUUUUGCGAACUCACACUACUGGUGUUAGCGCCAGGAUGCUGUAUAAAGUGGCCAACCAGGCGGGGGGAUUUACGCCGGUCAAAUACUUCAGCAUCGAUAAAGUAUUUCGCAACGAAACGCUAGACGCCACCCAUCUGGCCGAAUUUCAUCAAGUGGAAGGCGUUGUGGCAGAUUACGGACUAACUCUUGGGGACUUGAUAGGCACCUUCAAUGCGUUCUUCAAUAAGCUCGGCAUCACGGAGCUGGAAUACAAACCAACAUUUAACCCGUACACGGAGCCAUCGAUGGAAAUAUUCUGCUUCCAUCCCGGUUUGCAGCGUUGGAUUGAGGUCGGUAAUUCCGGCGUAUUUCGCCCGGAAAUGCUCAUUCCUCUUGGAGUACCGAAAGGCGUGAAUGUUAUUGCUUGGGGAUUAUCACUCGAACGACCAACAAUGAUUAAGUAUGGAAUCAACAAUAUUCGAGAUCUGAUCGGACCAAAGGUAGACCUAAAGAUGGUCCAGGAUGGUCCAAUUUGUCGUAUGAACUGUUAAAAACAAUGAACGAUAAGCUGGACGAAUAUUACAAGAAUAUACUU